Molecule: messenger RNA, 2127 nt
Organism: Pisolithus orientalis
Lineage: Eukaryota; Fungi; Basidiomycota; Agaricomycetes; Boletales; Pisolithaceae
Product: NGP1NT-domain-containing protein
Exons: 7
Coding region: 124-1905 (593 amino acids)
Cellular component (GO): nucleolus
Molecular function (GO): GTP binding
Source: RefSeq, a predicted model, not a curated record
CUUUGACCCGUUGACCGUCUUGGACCUGCUGGCCCGAUAGGUGGAGUAGUGACACGGGUAUUGCCGGCAAGACAACUCUACAAACAAGGUUCAAAGUAAAAUCUGUCGACUGGCAGUACAACCAUGGGGGCAACGAAGAAACAAAAGACGCCAUCCAAAGACGUUACCUUGAAGAAAAUCAAAGGAGAAAAUUUCUAUCGCAAUGCAAAACAAGCGGCACGCGUGAAAAUGCUUUCAGGCGGAAGGCCUGUCCGCGACAAAGACGGGAAGAUAAUUCAGGCCGCCGAAUUUCAGAAGGGGGAAAACGAAACGAAACCCGGUCGUGUGCAGCCUGAUCGCAGGUGGUUUGGGAACACGAGAGUUAUCUCCCAGUCGGCCCUUGACCACUUCAGAUCGAGUUUAUCAACUAAAAAAGAUGAUCCUUAUUCCGUUCUUUUGCAUCGGAAUAAAUUACCUAUGGCAUUGCUGGAUGAUGCAGCCAAUCCCAACUUGCACAAGCGCUCGCAUAUAGUAGACACAGAACCGUUCAGCGAUACUUUCGGGCCAAAGGCCCAGCGCAAACGUCCGAAGCUUGACGUGGGAUCAUUCGAGGAGUUGAGCAAGGUCGGCGCCGCGGCCCUCGAAGAGGCCACGGGGAGCUCCUCCGAUGGAUUCCAGUCCGCUUACGCCGAUCAAAGUGACCCAAUCUUCGCAAAGGGAACGUCGCGGCGGAUAUAUGGCGAACUGUAUAAAGUCAUAGAUUCGUCAGAUGUUAUUUUGCACAUUUUGGAUGCCCGUGAUCCCAUUGGUACGAUGUGCGAGUCUGUACUAGAGUUUUUGAAGAAGGAGAAAGCUCACAAGCACGUUGUACUGGUACUCAACAAAUGUGAUUUAGUUCCCAACUGGGUCACGGCACGAUACAUUCAACACCUCACCCCAAGGUAUCCCACCAUCGCCUUCCAUGCAUCGCCGAACCAUUCUUUUGGGAAGGGUGCUCUCAUCCAACUAUUGCGUCAAUUCUCGCGACUUCAUUCGGAUAAGAAGCAGAUCUCGGUCGGGUUUAUGGGAUAUCCCAACGUUGGAAAGAGUAGCAUCAUCAACACUCUCAAAAGCGGAAAAGUUUGCCGUGUCGCACCCGUUCCUGGAGAAACUAAGGUGUGGCAGUAUAUCAACCUUACCAAGCGCAUAUACCUCAUCGACUGCCCUGGCAUUGUCCCCACCUCAGCACAUGACUCAGAAACCAGUACCGUUCUGAAAGGCGUGGUACGCGUAGAAGCAUUGCCGAGCCCCUCGGAACACAUACCCACACUCAUGGAACGAAUUAAGCCCGUGUAUCUCUCGCGGACGUACGGCGUGCCUCUUCCAGACCCGGACAACCCGAGCCGAGGAUGGGAAGCUGAAGAUUUUUUGAAUACACUGGCUCGGAUGAAGGGACGUUUGUUGAAAGGCGGCGAACCUGAUCUGGAUGGUGUUGCCAAGAUUAUGCUGAGCGACUGGGUUAGAGGACGCAUACCUUUUUUCGUUCCUCCUCCUGAACGACCCGAGGCACUUAACGACGCUGAGGCCAAGGCGAAACAGAGACGCAAAGGGAAGGAGAAGGCGGAGGAAACAGCCGUACAGAGCGUGAAGCAGAACCUUCAGUCAAUCACGCAAAAGUGUACAUUCCUCGCUGAGGAUGUGGUUCCACUGGAGAACGAGGGUGACGCUGUCAAUAACGCAGACGAAGAGGGUUCGGAAGGUGAGUCGAGUGAAUCCAAACCCACCAACGACGAAGAGCAGUUGUCGUGGAACGACGUGUUCCAAGAGGAGGAUCUGCUGAUCGGAAACCAAGAAAUGGCGGAAGAUGCGUCUCCGUCUAUUAAAGGGGAAGUUUCGGAGGAUGAAGAUGUAGCAGGCGGUAGCUCACCGCGGAAACGAGAGUCUUAGAGGGAGGUAUUAAUUAGAUGCCCGAAACGUCCAUGAUCUGAUCUCGGGGUAUUUUUGUUGUCGAUCUGAGGCAAAAGCCAACUCGUCCAUUUCUGAGUUGGUAUGACCAACUAUUUCCGUGAUGAGCGAGAUUAGAAUGUACACAAGCUGCGAUAAUCCGAUCCAAAGCAGACCUUCUCACGACGUGUUUUCAAACCUUGAUUACGCCCAACCUCAUCAGCC